This is a messenger RNA of Corticium candelabrum, 1645 nucleotides long. RefSeq lists its product as uncharacterized. The transcript has 11 exons. The record is from RefSeq and is a predicted model, not a curated record. Bases 619 to 1110 code for a protein of 163 amino acids. NCBI's taxonomy places the organism in Eukaryota, Metazoa, Porifera, Homoscleromorpha, Homosclerophorida, Plakinidae.
CUUAUAUAUUGAGAGUUGAUGUUCAUGAAGUACAGUUAACUGUUUCUAUAACCAACAGUACAUGGAUGUUUCUGCGUUUGUCAGCUCAAGCUGGAUUACGACUUCUGCAAACCUUGAGUGCACAAGAGUCUAAACAUUUCUUUGGUCUGAUGAUCGCAGAAGCAUUCCACUCUGAGUCAACAAGAAAUGUCUCUAUUGAGUUGAAAUUGAGGAACUUGCCAUCACAUACAUUUUAUAUUAUUCCUACUGGGAUAUUUCGUGUCAAAUCAGAAGAUGUUCAUCUCAUUACAACUGAUGAGAUAAGACAAGUUGGACAACGGGUGUAUUCGCUGGUUUUUCAAUGAGCAGCAGAUCUGAUGUUGGAGCUGUUGAUCAGUCUACGUCAUUACACCAUUAUUUAAGCUCAGGAAGUGCAAGGAGAAUGUGGCAGAUGAACCAGAGGACGUUGUCGUCAUUGUCAGCAAUUGCUUCACAAUUCAAGAGUAUUGAAACAUCAGUGGAUUUCUUGUUUACAACUGUUGAUGAUUUAAGUGAUGAGCUGAAUACAACAGGUUUGACAGUGAGUUGCAAGAUGUGACAUUACGCAGAGAAGUCUUGGAUGAGAAGAACAAACAGAGCAUGAUAGUAAUGGAUGCACUCGAGAAUAACAGAAUUGCUGAUGCAUUGCAGGAAUUGCCAGAAAAUGAUUGUUCAGUUGCUGCUUGCUUUACUCGAAUGAAAGUACGAGAGACGACUGUUGCAAGUGAUGUAUAUAACAAGCUUGACAGAAUUAGAGGUGUUCAGGAGGACAUAGAGUUGAAAUUAUCACAAACACCACGAUUGCAAGAGUUAACUGCUUCCAGUUCCAUAUUGAUAGAACGAUUGGCAACAAAACUAGCUAAUGUGAGACUUCUCAGGAAACACAAAGAAAAAGAUGCUGUCUACACCAAAGAAACAGAGACAAAGAAAGAAGUAGCAAACGCUGUUGCAAAGCAAAUACUUGGUGACUUUGAAAAAUUGGGACAACAAGAGGCCUCUCACAUCAGUCAAGAAAACGAAACAGUAAAAAGGAUACGUGGGUUACUGAAACAUUGUUUCCCAUCUUGCAAAGUGCAAAUGACAUCAAGUUGAUGCUGUAUCCAAAGCCGGGUCUGCCAAUACCAAGAGCAAUUGUGGACAUGAUGAAUACUUGCGACCGAAUAAUCAUUUUUCGUAAGUCAAAACUUUUUGGACGAAGGAUGGCAGAGCUAUGUUAUCAAUCAAGCUAUAAUCGAAAACUACAACAGAACCACGAAGUCAUACCAAUUCGUUUGGACGACAGUGACAUGCCCUCCGAGCUUCAACACCUCGUAUAUCUUGGAUCAAACGAUGUUCACUUUUCAAAGCGUCUCUUGACAGCAAUAAGUGAGAACUAGUGACAGACUCUGAGAGCUAGCUCUGUAGCAUCCAUGAGAAUACGGAUAAUUUAGCUAAUAUUCUAUUAUCUUGUAAGUUUAACUGCAGCUAGAUGCAUGUUUGAGGUUUCUAGUUGCAAGUUAUUUGCUGCUGUGUGUACAGCAUUGAUGUACUGUGUCUAGCGCUGAAUACAAAUUCAACUCUGCAGUGGUAUUUUAUAACUACUCAGUGUCGUAUGACAGAAAACCAGCAGCUGUUUAUACAUUAGAAC